UCCAGGCAGGCAGGACGAGGAGCGCAAUUCCAUAAGGGGGGAAAAAAACAUCAGGAGCGAUGACUUGUUCUGGUUCUAAAGUGCCUAUUUGACGAUUUAAGGGUUAUUUGGAGAAACGAACUUGCUCGGGAAAAUGACGUUCCUAUGUCAGUUUGUGCUUUUUAGCUGCAAUUGCAGGGGAUGGCUAACUAAGCUAAGCUAAGCUAAGCUAACAGUUAUCCUGUCCAUUUUAGCCAUCCCUGUCCACCCCCCUCCUGCCCUCCUGCCCCGCCUUCCCUCCCCUCUCCCGGGGGCGCCUCGGUCUCUUGUGCGCUUGUCAAAUGCAAUGCUUGUCACCGUGUGACGCCGGGGAGCUCGUCGACGUGUGAGUGCGGGUAGAUGGCUUGUUGCUACCAGUGCGCGGGCGGCUCGCUUUGCAGGAGGCUCGGAACAAACGUGGCCGGCGGCGUCGCGCUGUCUCCGGGACUCCAGUAGCUAGUGGUCCAUUCAAGGCUCCAGUAGGUUAAAAAGCUGCCCUUUUCUUGGCUAAGCUUCGUGGCGGGGAUUGGAUGAAAAGUCACACCAGGAAUCCAGUUUUGACACCCCCACCUCCCUCCACGUUAGCAGCUUGCAGGGAACACGCUAGCUCCUUUUUUGCCAUGGCAGGGAUCUUUUCCACUUUUUGGCAUUUUUUCUUUUUUCUCUAAGCUUUGCAAACCGAUCAUUUGCAUUGGACGCCAAGUCUCGUCGCUGUCAAAUAUUCCUCAGCAAAGUAGAAAACUCAUUCUUACUUGCAGGGGCGCUCCAAAAAAAAAAAAAACAGGAUUUCAUUUGCAGCCACUUGUGAGCUUGACUCGAUAAUAAUAGUCUGUCAGGCGGACUUCUUUGUGUGUCUGAUGCGGGGAUGACUCUUGACUCCAUGAUGGCUUGUUGCCUGAGUGAAGAGGCGAAGGAGUCCAAAAGGAUCAACUCCGAGAUCGAAAAGCAACUCCGGCGGGACAAAAGAGACGCGAGACGGGAGCUGAAGCUUCUUCUGCUGGGUACCGGCGAGAGUGGCAAGAGUACUUUUAUCAAACAGAUGCGAAUAAUUCACGGCUCGGGCUACACCGAUGAAGACAAGAAGGGCUUCACCAAGCUGGUCUACCAGAACAUCUUCACGUCCAUGCAGUCCAUGAUCCGCGCAACCGAGACCCUAAAGAUACCCUACAAGUUCGAACAGAACAAAAAUAAUGCACAGCUGGUGCGCGAGGUGGACGUGGAGAUGGUGACGUCGUUUGAUCAGCCCUACAUCGGAGCCAUCAAGAUGCUGUGGGCUGACCCUGGCAUCCAGGAGGCCUACGACCGCAGGAGAGAGUACCAGCUCUCUGACUCAACCAAAUAUUACCUUAACGAUUUAGAACGAAUAACGACGUCAGGGUAUGUGCCCACCCAGCAAGAUGUGCUGCGGGUUCGAGUGCCCACCACCGGCAUAAUUGAGUACCCCUUUGACCUGGAGAAUAUAAUCUUCAGAAUGGUGGAUGUGGGCGGUCAGAGGUCAGAGAGGAGGAAGUGGAUCCACUGCUUUGAGAACGUCACCUCUAUCAUGUUUCUGGUGGCGCUCAGCGAGUACGACCAGGUCCUGGUGGAGUCGGACAACGAGAACCGCAUGGAGGAGAGCAAAGCGCUGUUCAGGACCAUCAUCACAUAUCCGUGGUUCCAAAACUCCUCCGUCAUCCUCUUCCUCAACAAGAGGGACCUCCUGGAGGAGAAGAUCAUGUACUCUCACCUGGUGGACUACUUCCCUGAGUUUGACGGUCCUCAGCGAGACCCCCUGGCGGGUCGAGAGUUCAUCCUCAAGAUGUUUGUGGACUUGAACCCGGACAGCGACAAGAUCAUCUACUCGCACUUCACAUGCGCCACCGACACGGAGAACAUCCGCUUCGUCUUCGCCGCCGUCAAGGACACCAUCCUGCAGCUCAACCUCAAGGAGUACAACCUGGUCUGACCCCGAGGACACAAGAGCCCAGACCUGCAGCACGCUCCAGCUACACAGCACAGUCCCAGCUUUGCUCUACACGUCUCCCGGCCUCCACUUUUCAACUCUCUCUUGCGUACUCGUAGGGACGAAAACACUCCAUCAUGGUGGGACUAGUUUUCUUUCUUUCCUCUGUGUUCUCACCAGUGCUUGUGUGUUGCAGGUGGCUCACGUCCAAGCUUUGAUGCUUUAAAAGGGCUCGCUCUCUCCCUUCUAGUGACAGCUGUGCAUGCUGCACACCGCUACAGUGAGGCCAGGAUAUCUGGAGGACAAUAUUAUCUGGCACUCAGGUACUUUGUGUACUUGAAAUAUGUGCUUGAGAGGUGCGUGUAUCGGUGUCAAAAGUCCAGCAGCUCUGUUGAAUGUAAAUAGUCACCGUGUGAGGGCUUUUUGCCAAGUACAGUCGUCAUUCUCAAAGGAUUGUAAACACACUGCCCCUCGUGUUGAAAGUGUUUGUGCCCUUUUAAGAACCUUCUCUUGGACCACACGCUCAUUUAUGAAGAAGUACAGUGGAACCUCCAUUCACAAACUCUUCAACGGGGCUCGUAAAUCCAAAAGUUUGUAUAGUGAAGCAAACAUGUCCGUGAGAAACAAUGUAAAUAGGAAUAGUAGGUUGUCCGUAUUUGUAUACAAUAUAAAGUGUUGUACCAGGGGUGUCCAAACUACAGCCUGCAGACAUCUUCAAUUUUGCCCGCUAAGGUUACUGGAGCGCUGGGAGAUUGCAUUCAUUUAAAAAAAAACUCCUUUAAUGCUGCCAUUUUUUUUGCCAUCAGGUUGACAAUGCGAGUAUAUCAGGUCAAUGACUGUUAAUUUUGUGCUGAAUGGAAUUAAGCGCAGCAUUUACUUAUAUUACCCAACGCAAACAACCUUCCGUAGUCGGCGUGCAAAAAAAUAAAAUAAAAAUGCAACCAACCAACACAUGGUCACACAAAACACAACCUGCUCAUUGAACUUUGUGGAUAUUAUAAAAAAUGUACAUGCAUCAUAAAAUAUUUCUAAAUUGCACCCAUUUAAAGCCAUUACAAAGCAUGAUGGGAAAAAAGCAAAACACUCUUAUCAAUGUUUGGCGCAUUUUAGCUGCUUGAUAUUUCUGAUUGAUUACAAAACUUUUAAGAAGGUCAUCACGGAAGUAAACAAGGAGUCACACUUUCACAUACUUUUAAUAUCCAAAUAUAUUAAUUAUAUAUUAAUAUAAUAUGUACACAUAUAUGUAUAGGCUCUUUAUAAAUAUAUAUAUAUUUAUACAUGUCUGUGUGUGUGUGUAUAUAUGUGUGUAUUAGGGCAGUGGGAAAAAAUCGAUUCAAAUUCGAAUUGCGAUUCUCACGUUGUGCGAUUCAGAACUGAUUCUCAUUUUUAAAAAAUAUUUUCUUUUUUUUUUCUUUUUUUUAAAUGAAUCAAUCCAACAAAACAAUACACAGCAAUACCAUAACAAUGCAAUCCAAUUCCAAAAGCAAAGCCGAGCCAGCAACACUCAGAAGUGCAAUAAACAGAGCAAUUGAGAGGAGACACAAACACCACACACAACAGUUGAGAGGAGACACAAACACCACACACAACAAUUGAGAGGAGACACAAACACCACACACAACAAUUGAGAGGAGACACAAACACCACACACAACAAUUGAGAGGAGACACAAACACCACACACAACAAUUGAGAGGAGACACAAACACCACACACAACAAUUGAGAGGAGACACAAACACCACACACAACAAUUGAGAGGAGACACAAACACCACACACAACAAUUGAGAGGAGACACAAACACCACACACAACAGUUGAGAGGAGACACAAACACCACACACAACAAUUGAGAGGAGACACAAACACCACACACAACAAUUGAGAGGAGACACAAACACCACACACAACAAUUGAGAGGAGACACAAACACCACACACAACAAUUGAGAGGAGACACAAACACCACACACAACAGUUGAGAGGAGACACAAACACCACACACAACAAUUGAGAGGAGACACAAACACCACACACAACAAUUGAGAGGAGACACAAACACCACACACAACAAUUGAGAGGAGACACAAACACCACACACAACAAUUGAGAGGAGACACAAACACCACACACAACAAUUGAGAGGAGACACAAACACCACACACAACAAUUGAGAGGAGACACAAACACCACACACAACAAUUGAGAGGAGACACAAACACCACACACAACAAUUGAGAGGAGACACAAACACCACACACAACAAUUGAGAGGAGACACAAACACCACACACAACAAUUGAGAGGAGACACAAACACCACACAGAACUAACCAAAAGUAGUGAAACUGUAGUGGAUUGUCCGAAGCUUAAGCAGGCAACAAAAGUAGUUUAGUACAACAAAUUUAUUUACCCAUUAUCAGAAGUGCAGGUUGAAUUGAGUUGGUCGUGCAGACAAACCACAAGUUACUCCGGAGACAACAAGACACACACAAGCCAAAAUCACUCCCGAGUUCCGGUCUUCUGCCAUUUUUUAUAUGUCUGUUGUGCGUCAUCGUUCCUUAUCGAGUGCGUCAAUGUCUUGUUUUGCUUUUCCUAUCUGUUCCAUAACAACUGGAAUCCUUUAGACAGUCAACACAUUCUAUAGACAGGUUGGCACGACUUAAUAUUCACUUUUGUCCCACAACUGGUCCAUUCAAUGGCACAAAAAUACAAGAGUAUUGAAAAUGAGCGGACAUUCUUAAAAGACAAGAAAUAUAGGUCAAAAGGUCAGAAAUUCUACUACAAAACAAAAAUGAAUAUUAUCAACAACAGUAUCAAUAUUAGUUACAAUUUCAACAUAGCAGUGAUUAAAAAUCCCUCAUUGACAUUAUCAUUAGACAUUUAUAAAAAAGAACAAUAGUGUGACAGUGGCUUACACUUGCAUCACAUCUCAUAAGCUUGACAACACACUGUGUCCAAUAUUUUCACAAAGAUAAAAUAAGUCAUAUUUUUGGUUCAUUUAAUAGUUCAAACAAAUGUACAUUAUUGCAAUCAGUUGAUAAAACAUUGUCCUUUACAAUUAUAAAAUCUACUACUCUGCUUGCAUGUCAGCAGACUGGGGUAGAUCCUGCUGAAAUCUAUGUAUUCCAUGAAUAGACAAUCCUUUUCAAUCGGGAAAAAAAUCGUUUUUGAAUCGAGAAUCAUGUUGAAUUGAAAAAAAUUUGAUUUUGAAUCGAAUCGUGACCCCAAAAAUCGAUAUUGAAUCGAAUCGUUAGACACCCAAAGAUUCACAGCCCUAGUGUGUGUGUGUGUGUGUGUGUGUGUGUAUAUAUAUAUAAUAAAUAUAUAUAUAUGAAUGAAUAUAUAUAUUAGUUACUUUACAUGCAGUCAGCUUUCGGCCCUCGACCAAAUUUUAAAAAAUGCGGCCCCAAGUCAAAAAGUUUGGACACCCCUGUGUUAUACAGUACUGUAUAUCAUAUACUCAUAACAAGGAAGUGAUGAAUCAACUGUCUCUUUAUUAACAAGCCAAAACAACAACGACAAGCUCAACUGUGCUGGAUGCAAUGCUCUUCCAACACGCGCACACACACAGAAGUACCUUUGGUGCGCUCACAAACGAUCAGAAGUCACAAAAAUCUGUCACUUUACCAACCGUAUUGCUAAAAUAAUAAACACUUAAAAAAGGAAAAUCCACUUACUGUACAUUUACAUCUGCAAAGGACCAGCUCACAAGAGGUAGUCUUCCCCUCCACUGUGAAAUAAGUCCGCUUUGGCAUAUUUUUCCCGAAAAUUCCAUUCUCGUCACAAUUCAAACUUGCUGUAGUACGAAACCGGCUUCCUCAAUAUGUCAGAACGGCUGCGAACGGCACACAAAAUGAAUGAAUGCGUCGUUCGCACACAGAGGCUAAACGUUGCUAAACGGAAAAGUUAGCAAAUAGAGCGGUUUGUAAAUGGAGGUUCCACUGUACAUUGUGCAACACAACCAAUGUUGUAACAGGAGCCAGCUGAUGAGUUGAUUGUAAGCAAGUGGAACACACCAGUCAACAUUUUAAAGCGCAUCUAGAGGUGCUUAAAGCUUCAAAUGCAGCUACUGUCAUCUUGUGGAGGUAAUAAAAACAAAGUCGGAAGGUUGCUUACAGCCACAGCUGUUCAUGCCAUAGAGAACCUGAUUGUUUGCUUUUGAAGACCAGACUUGAAUUGGAGCGCUGAUGGUCUGAUAUCUGUCAGGCUGACUUCAUUUCAGUUGUUAGUACGCCUUUAAGAAAGCAACAUAGCAGAACUCAAGUCCACGUUUGUGUUGCCAAAUUCCUUCUAUUGCCAGUAUUACUUUAAUGCUUGACAAACCUGCCAAAAAUCUCAUGCGUGUUUUCUUGGGUUCGAAAGUUUAUGACGUGAAGAUUCCCUCUUGAAGCGCGGCGGCCGUUGUUGUGGAGACGGGUGUUGUGACCACCUCCCUCUGUGCGCCAUCACAAGUACAGCAGUACCUCGGUUUUUGUGCCGCAUUCCUUCUAAAAGGUUCAUUUGUCCCUUGGGAACUCAUUUAUAUCCAAUCAAGUUGUUCCAAACACAUUUUAUAAAUAAUGAUUCUAGUUUUGCACACAGAAAAGGUUGUGAAAAUACAUCUAAAUGAUGAAUGAAAUGUAUAAAUGAACAUAUAACAUCACUUUGACCUUUAUUUAUUUAUUGGUGGCAAAGAUAGUGAUGAGCGGAGAGGCAGCAUACUUUGCUAUGAGUUAUAUUUUCAAUUCAAGAGUGUUCCUCACCUUCUUUGUCAAAGUGCUUGCACACACAACUUUUUUUGGUCCCACAGUGGAUUAUUUUGAGGUUGUACACAGUUGCACAGAGACUGAGGCUUUGUCCACACAAACUGGUAUUCUUGAAAAACACCUCUUGGAUGUUAAAUGGAUGAGUAGUUUCAAAACAGCUUCUGUCAGCACCAAAACACAUUCGCCAUCUUUCAUGCGCAUUAGAAACUCUCCCUUGUUGUUAGACAUCUACAUUGUCUUUGAAAUCAGCCAUCCAUUUUCUACCGCUUGUCCCUUUCAGGGUCGCGGGGAGUGCUGGAGCCUAGCCCAGCAGCCCAGGAAAAUUAGUAAUGUUUUUUUAAUAUAUAUAAAAAUAUAUUC
Messenger RNA from Entelurus aequoreus (snake pipefish), 7064 nucleotides. Its product is annotated as guanine nucleotide-binding protein G(q) subunit alpha-like. Gene Ontology annotation, biological process: action potential; adenylate cyclase-modulating G protein-coupled receptor signaling pathway; phospholipase C-activating dopamine receptor signaling pathway. Gene Ontology annotation, cellular component: heterotrimeric G-protein complex. The record is from RefSeq and is a predicted model, not a curated record. The transcript is spliced from 7 exons. Lineage: Eukaryota; Metazoa; Chordata; Actinopteri; Syngnathiformes; Syngnathidae. Bases 884 to 1963 code for a protein of 359 amino acids. Gene Ontology annotation, molecular function: G protein-coupled receptor binding; GTPase activity; guanyl nucleotide binding.